Molecule: messenger RNA, 518 nt
Organism: Paramecium octaurelia
Lineage: Eukaryota; Ciliophora; Oligohymenophorea; Peniculida; Parameciidae
Source: the annotation of a GenBank genome assembly
CAUAUGGUUAUGGUAAGGCAGAGGCAUAUACAAUCAUAGGAUAGAGUGGUCCAACUAAUUCUACAUCAUUUGAUAAUUUUGGUGGGAGACCAUAAAAAGUAGGUUGCGGUUAAUUAAGAAUUAACUGAACUGGUGGCUGUGUUAUUUGAUGAGGUUAAUUAUGGAUCACUUGAUUUGGAGAGGAUGGAAGUAGAAAAGAGGAUUAUGAUGGCUAUUAUUAAAAUAUUGAAGAUUAAUUCUAUUGGUUUUACGGUAUGUUUUGAUUAGGUAAAUGAUCAGUUUCAAAUAAAUGAAUGUAUUCUGGAUAUAAAAAUUGGAUUUUCUCUUUUUCAUACUUUGCUUUGUCCAUAAUUGUUAUUUUAUGAGAAAAAUUCAAUUUUUUUAUUUCAUGUAGUCUUAAAACAUUUUCACCAAUUUAUUUCAAUUUCAAAUUUACUUCUAAAAAAUAGAUUUGCUCUAAAGACAUAGGAAAAUUAGUGACAAAGUGUUUGAUUGCUUAUUCAAUUAAUUCAGGUUCA